AAAAACAUUUUAAAUUCCGAAUUCGAAACUGACAAUUGUCAAAUGUCUUAAUGAAAAUAACCUCACUUAUUAUGAUGCAAUCGACAUUAUUUACUUUUGAAGCGAUGUUAUUCAAGUGAAUUGAGUGACUAUUGUUAAAUAAUACUGUGAUAAAGCUGCCUGAGAUGGGUGCUUUAAUGACAAAAGCUUUGCGACCUAUCAAGUCAUUCAACAUUGAGAACCGCGCGCAUCGAGUUAUUUCAAAAGACAAACCAGUCCCGGCUCCGAGAUACCCCGAUAAUAUCGAAGAUUUAAAGCGAACACUCGAAUUAAACCCUGAUAUCGAUGAAAAGCUAGAUAAAAAAGAUGAAGGACUCGAUAUAAGAUUAAAAGACGUUUAUGUAACCUCACACGGAAGACCUGAAGUGGACGUUACGGAGGAGUUGAGAUUAAAAGCUAAAAGUAAGCGCGCCUUGCCCCUGGACCGUACCGUGCCGCCUGAAUAUGAUUUUGGUUUUAAAGAACCAGAGAAAGUGACCUAUGGAAGAACUACACUCAGAGAUGCAAUUAACUUUAUAUCUGCACAUCAAACGAGCCCAAACGAAGUAACAGCUAGUAAAAUAGCAUUAGAAUACAAAUUAAAGGAAGAGGAUGUAGAGAGUGUUCUCAAAUAUUUCAAGACUUAUGAAGUAUAUUUACCAGAAACUAAGAAGACUCCGGAAAUGUUUGUUGGACCGGCGGCCAUGAGGAAGCAGCUGUACAAACUUGAUACUAAGGAAAUAGAGGAUAAAAAGGACUCAGUAGUAGCAAAUACAGAAAGGUCAAAGGAUACAGCUUAACUAUUUAUAAACGGUGGUUAUAAUUUAUGUAGAAUGACCUCACAAUGAUUGCAAAGAAUAACAUAAUGCUUAUUUAUUCUCAAAAGAGUGGCCAGUCAUCAGCGUUUAUAAAUAUUUUUUUCCAUUAUUAUUUGGAUGGAUAUUUAAAUAGUAUAAAACUUCACAUGGAUUAAAGUUGUUGCUAGUUAUUUUUUUGCCACUCAAUGCUGUUCAUGAAUUCAAGAUAUAUUAUUAUAAAUACAUUGGGGUCUGUUGUACAAUUUUUAGUUAAUUUCAAACAAAUUUGUAUUAAGAUAAGCUCUUAUUUAUUAUGUUUUAGCAGCACUUACUUAUAGUCUAUGAAGUAAUAUUAUAUUUAGAUAUUGUUACCAAUAUCAAAGGCAUGUGAUUUAGAUUUUAGAACAGAGUAAAUAAAAUGUUUUUGUUA
Molecule: messenger RNA, 1245 nt
Organism: Trichoplusia ni (cabbage looper)
Lineage: Eukaryota; Metazoa; Arthropoda; Insecta; Lepidoptera; Noctuidae
Product: protein NDUFAF4 homolog
Exons: 1
Coding region: 165-818 (217 amino acids)
Biological process (GO): mitochondrial respiratory chain complex I assembly
Cellular component (GO): mitochondrion
Source: RefSeq, a predicted model, not a curated record